GAGAGUCUCCAGAUGAGGAGCUUCAGUUGAUGUGAGGACAUGACCAGAGACGAAGCAGAGCGUGGACACACUGUCUGUGUGCCAUGGAUUAACAUCAACAUUGUGCUGGCUUGAGAGCUGCACUCCCCUGGGGGACUAAAAGCCAGCGUGCUGAAUAUUUUGGUGGAGACUCCUCCUGCUGUGUGCGCCAAGAUGGGGAACGGAUUAUCGGACCAUCACUCUCUCCUUCCAUGCCUCCCAUCCUUCCAGGCUCUUCACAUUGUCAUUUUAGGACUGGACUGCGCGGGCAAGACCACCGUGCUUUAUCGUCUGCGUUUCAAUGAGUUUGUGAACACUGUCCCAACUAAGGGUUUUAACACAGAGAAGAUCAAAGUGUCAGUCAAAGGCAGUCGGCGGACGGCAUCUUUCCACUUCUGGGAUGUCGGAGGCCAGGAGAAGCUGCGGCCGCUGUGGCGGUCUUACACACGCUGUGCAGAUGGGAUCGUGUUCGUGGUUGACUCUGUGGAUGCUGAGCGCAUAGAGGAGGCUAAGACAGAGCUGCACAAGAUAACGCGGCUGGCAGAGAACCAGGGCGUGCCAGUUCUGGUGGUGGCUAACAAGCAGGACCUGAGGAACUCGCUCAGUCUGGCUGAGAUGGAGAGUAUGUUGGCUCUGGGCGAGCUCAGCACCGCCACACCCUGGCACCUACAGCCCGCCUGUGCUAUCAUCGGCGAGGGGCUGCAGGAAGGUCUGCAAAAGCUGCACGCCAUGAUCAUGAAGAGGAGGAAGAUGCUGCGGCAACAGAAGAAGAAGAAAAGAUGAUGUGCUCAGAGUGGGAACUACAACAUGUGAGCAGGAUCUGAGGCAACAUGAGAGAAGUUUAUUGUGUUUGCUACAAAGAGACAAAACUAUUCCUGUCCAGUUCGGCUUCCCCUCUCAAGUCUGCCCGGCUGAGUUUGAGCAUUCCCGUGGAACUGUUGGAGUCAGCCAGCGCUUGGCUCCAGAGGAGGACCGUGGGAUUCAUUGUUGCCCUGUGGCCUCUCCCGUAAAGGCAGUACAGUAUUAUGCUAUACAGAAGCAGAAAAAUGAAGUUUACACUGAAGUCUUAGUGAGUGAACAUGAGCUCUGACCUUUCUGUUUUAUGUAAUUUGUUAAAACACAUGCUGCUUC
Molecule: messenger RNA, 1149 nt
Organism: Paralichthys olivaceus (Japanese flounder)
Lineage: Eukaryota; Metazoa; Chordata; Actinopteri; Pleuronectiformes; Paralichthyidae
Gene: arl4ab
Product: ADP-ribosylation factor-like 4ab
Biological process (GO): vesicle-mediated transport; intracellular protein transport
Cellular component (GO): cytoplasm; plasma membrane
Molecular function (GO): GTP binding; GTPase activity
Source: RefSeq, a predicted model, not a curated record